CGUGUGUGGGCGUGUGGCUUCAAGGUGGGCGUGUCCGAGACUGCGGGCGUGGGCAAGCUACAGUUCUCUAGUGAAUGGCCGCGGCGUCAUCCUCUAGCUACUUUUGUUAACAAUUUUGGUCAUGUGCUCAGGUUCUACGGGGAGUGGGCGGGCGAGGGACCCGUGUCCAGUGGUGUUACCACGCCCGUGACGGAACGGGUGGAACUACGCUACUAUCUUGAAGACAACACAGGCGAGGUGCGUGUCCAUCACCUCACCCCCACCAGGACGCCCUCACGCCCACACCACCCAGCCUCCCCACUAAAAUCCUCAAGCGAGCGCCCAUACCCAAGGAACUGUGUGAGUUGAGCGGAGCGGCGGCGGUGGGUGCAGUGGGUCGACCCACUCUCAACUUGGUGGGACUAAGGGGCAGUCGAGCCCAUCUCAAAGACAGAAGACCACAGGCAGCUGCGAGCCCAGAGUUCCUGGGUCCCAGCGACUUAUUACUGGGAAACACUGUGCGGGUCGGAGGAAGACUGCUCAGGCUCUGUGAGUGUGACGCCUUUACUACUAAUUACUACAAGAAAGUCUUUGAUAUUGAGCAGCAGCCUACGGAAUACCAGUACCUGCAGAGGAAGCUGGCGAUCCCUAGAGUACCUCGCUCUGUGCCCCUGGACCCACGCUGGCUGGAGGAACCACCUAGAGACCCAUUACACCCGCUACCCACCACUGUCACUACCCUAGUGGGUGGUAUGCACGCCCGCUCCCUCAGGGACGACUGCGAAGAUAAAAUUCUACGUUUUGGGGCGCACCUCGUCACCGAUAAAGAAAAGGACAGAGAGAGAGAAUUCGUGAUUAAUUUUUAUGUCUACGAUUCGACAAUAUCAGUCUACGAAAUACCCAAGAUCAACUCAGGAAUGCGUGCUGGUAUGUUCCUGGGUCGCAGUCUGGUAGUGGAGCCUGGUGGUGCAGGUCACCUGGACGGUCAGCACCUCUACGCUGGCGCCACCGUCACCCUUAAUUCACAUGUCUUCCGUCUCACCCACGCGGAUGAGUUCACUCACAACUACAUGGAGGAACACGCAGACGAGUUCCCGCAAGCCAACUAUAAUGUUGCAUUGGACGAGGCUCGGCGCUGUUUGGGUCACCACCAGCUGACUGACCUCCUUCACCAGAUGACCCCUCGUGACCCCGAGAAGACAGGCUUUGCUCCCACCUCCGUAGUGGUGUCUGCGCUGCUCACCGCGCUUAAAGGAUCGAAGUUGAGCUUGCAGCAGGUGACUACCUUGGCACGCCGUCACCGUCGCCUGCAGGCCAACCCUCUCACCCGCCAGCACCUCUCACACCUCGCUGCCCUUCACUUCAAGCGGCACAAUUUUGAUGGAGUACAGGACUUGAGCUGUGGGCUGCGUGGUCGUGAUAUAGAGGGUCGUGGGCGGCUGCCAGCCAACACAGUGCGGGCGGCACUCUUGGCUAUCCGGCCGCCCCUCACCACAACACUAAUCGAUGCACUUGUCAAAAGUGUGACUCAGGAUGAUGGAGAGAUCGAAUAUGAACGACUCUGUGAGGAUAUAGACUGGCGUCGACGACCUCACAUUCACGACAAUCUGCCGUGUCAGGUCAGUUUUCCCAAUUGUUUGUGCACUUCUGGCAAAGAAUGAGACAUUUGUGCAACA
This is a messenger RNA of Cherax quadricarinatus, 1655 nucleotides long. The record is from RefSeq and is a predicted model, not a curated record. Lineage: Eukaryota; Metazoa; Arthropoda; Malacostraca; Decapoda; Parastacidae.